UGUGCUGUCUGAUGCUGGGUGUCUCCGUUACAGGAGAAAAGCAUGAUCAACCAUUGGUGACCACAAAAUAUGGAAAACUAAUUGGGGAAACAGUGACGGUAAAGGGGACAGACAGACCAGUAGACACUUUUUAUGGAGUCCCUUUCGCAAAACCGCCAGUUGGGGAAUUGAGAUUUUCCCGUCCUGAGCCCCCAGUACCUUGGGACUCCUACAGGGAUGCAACUAAAGACCCACCCAUGUGUUUACAAAACAUUAAGAUUGUGGAACAUUUAAUGAAGCUUUCUAAGGUUAACCUCAAGGUGCCGCCUGUUUCCGAAGACUGUCUAUAUCUAAACAUUUUUACUCCAGCAGACAGAGAAAGGAAUACUCCAUUACCAGUUAUGGUGUUUAUACAUGGAGGAGCUUUGUCAAUGGGAGGCACAUUUAUGUUUUAUGGAGCUGCAAUGAGUGCUCACGAAAAUGUAGUGGUUGUAGUUAUCCAGUACAGACUUGGAAUUAUAGGAUUCUUUAGUUCUGGGGACAAUGAAGCACCUGGGAAUUAUGGGUUUUUAGAUCAAAUAGCAGCUCUUCAAUGGGUCCAAGGAAACAUUGAGGAUUUUGGAGGGAACCCACAGUCUGUCACCAUAUUUGGGCAAUCCGCCGGGGGUAUUGGUGUUUCUGCUCUGGUGUUAUCUCCCUUAUCCAAAGGCCUUUUCCACAGAGCCAUCGCGGAGAGCGGGGCUGCCUUAAUGCCAGGAAUUGUGACCAAUAAACGUGAAGUUGUCAUUUUUUUCCGAAAUCUUAUUGCCAAUAUUUCCGGCUGUGAUCCUGUAUCAGUGGUGGAUUGCUUGAGAAGGAAAAGCGAAGGAGACAUUCUUAUGAUAUCCACAGGAAUAAUGGCUGUACCUGCGUGUGUUGAUGGUGUAUUUCUUCCUAAAUCUGCAGAAGAGAUCUUGGCCAAUAAGGAGAGCAACGAUGUUCCAUUCAUAAUUGGUCAUAAUAACCACGAGUUUGGUUGGACUCUUCCGCUGGGGAUGAACAUCAGUGGUUUAGUAGAAGGAAUGGAUAAAGACGCAGUUCAGUCAUUCCUGAAAUCCUUUCCCAUCCUGGAAUUGACUGAAAAAUCCAUCCCUUUGGUAAUGGAGGAAUAUUUUGGGGACACAAAUGAUCCUCUCAAAAUCCGAGAUACGUUUCUGGAUUUGUGUGGUGAUAUAUUGUUUGCUAUGCCAGCUCUCAAGACAGCGAAAUAUCACAAAGAUUCUGGAUUUCCAGUCUAUUAUUAUGAAUUUCAGCAUCGGCCAGCCAUCUAUAAGGAUAAAAAACCUGCGUUUGUUAAAGCAGAUCAUGGAGAUGAAGUAUCGUACAUAAUGGGAGGCACAUUCAUAAACCGUGAUGUCCUGUUCAGAGUCAAUGCAACAGAGGAAGAAAAGAACCUCAGCAAAACCAUGAUGAAAUAUUGGGCAAAUUUUGCUCGAAAUGGAGAUCCCAAUGGACCAGGUCUCGUAAAAUGGCCAAGAUAUCAAGAAAACGAAGCUUACAUGCAACUUGAUUUGGAACAGAAACCCUCAGAAAAGUAUAAAGCAGACAAGUUUGUUUUCUGGACCAAAACUCUUCCAGAGACCAUUCGAAAAAUGUCAGCGGAACAAAGUGAAGAACGUGAAGAACUGUAGAUUUGGAUACAAUACAGCUGUCACCCUUCUUCAUGGGAAGUCUAACACAUCAUCAAGAUUUCUGGCUAUAACUAUUUGUUACCUUUGGAAUGAUCCAGCCAAACUCCUGCUCAG
Molecule: messenger RNA, 1763 nt
Organism: Pelobates fuscus (common spadefoot toad)
Lineage: Eukaryota; Metazoa; Chordata; Amphibia; Anura; Pelobatidae
Product: carboxylesterase 5A-like
Exons: 14
Coding region: 12-1649 (545 amino acids)
Source: RefSeq, a predicted model, not a curated record